Lactuca sativa (garden lettuce) is the source of this 1513-nucleotide messenger RNA. Its product is annotated as D-isomer specific 2-hydroxyacid dehydrogenase family protein. Gene Ontology annotation, molecular function: NAD binding; phosphoglycerate dehydrogenase activity. The record is from RefSeq and is a predicted model, not a curated record. NCBI's taxonomy places the organism in Eukaryota, Viridiplantae, Streptophyta, Magnoliopsida, Asterales, Asteraceae.
GUAAGCGGGAUGGAAAGCGCAUGGUUAAAACCGUCAAGUGUUACUUCAAAGUUCAAACCCCUAAUUCGGGAGGAGCCUUUACACUUCUGUUAUCGUUUACCUCUGCCCCCUGUGUGUCUAUCACAUUGACGCAGACACAAACAGGUGCAAUUUGUUUGUGUACUUUUUUCUGAAAUGAUAAUUUCCAGGUCUGUCUACUGAAUUUCAUCUACGACAACAAAAUUGAGCAUGUUUUUUAGGUUUUACAAGUCUGUAAACCUCAAGGCUUUUGGUAGACAAUCUGUGUGCAACGAUACAAGUUUGAAGGGUUUGUCAGGGUUGUUUUGGGAUAUUAGCAAACGAAAUAUGUGUGAGGAUAGCAAGAUUAACACAAGGAUUCUUUUUUGUGGGCCUCACUUUGCAGCUUCAAAUAACUACACCAAAGAAUACUUGCAGAACUAUCCAUCUAUCCAGGUUGAUGAUCUUCCAUUUGAUAGUGUACCUAACCUUAUUGGUAACUAUGAUAUCUGUGUGGUAAAAAGUAUGCGGCUCAAUUCAGAUCUUAUUGCUCGUGCAACACGAAUGAAGCUCAUAAUGCAGUAUGGUGUUGGUUUAGAAGGUGUUGAUAUAGCUGCUGCUACAAACCAUGGAAUAAAAGUUGCUAGAAUUCCUAGUGGGAAUACUGGAAAUGCUGCUUCAUGUGCUGAAAUGGCCAUCUAUUUCAUGUUAGGUCUUCUCCGUAAGCAAAAUGAGAUGCAAAUUGCUGUAAGGCAAAAGAAACUUGGAGAACCAGUUGGUGAUACACUGCAGGGGAAGACAGUCUUCAUUUUGGGAUUUGGAAAUAUUGGCAUAGAAUUGGCAAAGCGACUUCGUCCUUUUGGUGUCAAGAUUCUUGCUACAAAACGAAGUUGGCCCUCAUUUCUUCCAAAUAACUCCAAUUCUACAGAAGCAACAUCUCAAAAUGAUCUGGUUGAUGAAAAAGGUUCUCAUGAAGAUAUAUACGAAUUCGCAAAAAUAUCCGACAUAGUUGUUUGCUGCUUAAGAAUGAAUAGCGAAACAGCAGGUGUCAUAAACAACAAAUUCAUAUCUUCAAUGAGAAAGGGUUGUUUGUUGGUGAAUAUAGCUCGAGGGGGUCUUUUGGACUAUGAGGCUGUUUAUAAUGGGCUUAAAUCGGGUGAUGUAGGAGGUCUAGGAACUGAUGUGGCAUGGACUGAGCCUUUUGAUCCGGAUGAUCCGAUUUUGAAAUUCCCAAAUGUUCUUCUCACACCUCAUGUUGCAGGUGUUACUGAACAAUCGUAUAGAGCCAUGGCUAAGGUGGUUGGUGAUGUUGUGAUUCAACUUCAGUCUGGAGAACCUUUGACUGGGAUAGAGUUUGUCAACUGAUGUAACUUGUAUAAUUUACGAUUUGUUACAUGUCAAAAGAAACAUUUUAGAACAAAUUUCUUGUUGUUAUGCUGUAAUAAUUGCUAAAAGCAUUACAUUACUUUGGAAAAGUUGCUACAACUUGAUGUUUAAGAUCAUUGAAUACUGACUA